This is a messenger RNA of Entelurus aequoreus (snake pipefish), 3209 nucleotides long. Its product is annotated as chloride anion exchanger-like. Gene Ontology annotation, molecular function: chloride transmembrane transporter activity; oxalate transmembrane transporter activity; bicarbonate transmembrane transporter activity. Gene Ontology annotation, cellular component: membrane. The transcript is spliced from 18 exons. Lineage: Eukaryota; Metazoa; Chordata; Actinopteri; Syngnathiformes; Syngnathidae. Gene Ontology annotation, biological process: transmembrane transport. The record is from RefSeq and is a predicted model, not a curated record.
AUGACUUAUAGGAAACAGUAUGUGGUCACCAGACCAGCGUACUCGGAGGACAGCUUUGCGGAAGAACACAAGAAAUUCCACCGGUUGCAUAAAACCUCACUGGAUCACAUCAAAGUUUGCUUUAGCUGGGACACGAAGAGGUUGAAGAAUGCGACACUUUCACUUCUUCCCGUGGUGAGCUGGGUGAGAACGUAUCGAAUCAGACAGUGGCUGCUGGGUGAUGUGGUGUCAGGGGUUAGCACGGGCCUGGUGGCCAUCAUGCAAGGACUGGCCUUCUCUCUGCUGGCCUCGCUGCCUCCAAGCUACGGUCUUUAUACUGCUUUCUUCCCCGUGCUUGCCUACUUCUUCCUCGGCACGUCCAAACACAUUUCUGUUGGCUCGUUCCCUGUUCUCAGUUUGAUGGUAGGCGCCGUGGUGACCCGUCUGGUUCCAGAAGAUGGACCACCAGCCAACAUUACAGACUUUGAAGGGCUCUCACAGGACCACCAAAGGGUCCUGGUGGCAUCCUCUGUGACCUUCCUCAUGGGAAUUUUCCAGCUAGCUAUGGGAGUUUUCCAGGUGGGCUUUGUCGUCGUGUACCUGUCGGACACAUUGGUGUCUGGAUUCACAACAGCAGCUGCUGUUCACAUAGUGGUCACUCAGCUCAAGUUUGUGUUGGGCUUGAAUGUCCCUGGCAUCAACGGUCCUCUUUCUAUUAUAUAUACUAUGGAGAAAAUCUUUGUUCAGAUCACUUCCUCCAAUGUGUGUGACGUGGUGAUGUCCGUCAUCAUCAUGGUGGUGGUGUUCAUCGUAAAGGAGCUCAGUGAUCGAUACAAAGCCAAGCUGCCUGUGCCUAUCCCCAUAGAGGCCAUCAUAACAGUCGUAGCUUGCUCUGUGUCCUACGGAUUCAACUUUGAGAAGACAUACCAGGUUCAAGUUGUAGGCAAUAUGAUUAGCGGGUAUGAGUCACCAAUCGCCCCAAGUGUGGAAGUCUUCCAGGAGAGUGCAGUAGAGGCCUUUCCUAUUGCCAUAGUGGGCUUUGCUGUAGCCUUUUCUGUGGCCAAAGUAUACUCAAACAAACAUGACUACACCAUAGAUGGCAACCAGGAGCUCAUAGCAUUUGGCGUUAGCAACAUGUUUGGUGGAAGCUUCCGGUCAUUCGCCGCCAGCACUGCUCUCUCCAGGACAGCUGUACAGGAGAGCUCAGGGGGCAAAACACAGAUUGCAGGGCUUGUUUCAGCCAUGAUGGCGAUGCUCGUUACCGUGGCACUUGGGUUUCUGCUGGAGCCACUUCCCAAGUCCGUCCUCGGUGCCUUGGUCAUCGUCAACCUGAAGGGCAUGCUGGUGCAGUUCAGAGAAAUCCCUUACCUGUGGAGACGGGACAAAUUUGAAUGUGUAGUGUGGGUGGGCACGUGUCUCAGUGCCAUCUUGCUAGGGCUGGAUCUCGGGCUGGCGGCUGGAUUGGGGGUGGAGCUCCUCACGGUGGUCUUCCGAACUCAGUUUCCACACUGUUCUGUCUUGGCCAACAUCCCUGGAACUGACCUCUAUAAAGAUCAAAAGGACUACCUGCAUAUACUUGAACCUAAGGGAGUGAAAAUCUUCAGGAUCCCCUCUCCCAUCUUCUUUGCCAAUAUAGAGUUUUUGCGGGACAAGCUUCUUGAGGCUAUCGGAUUUAACCCUCAGAAGAUUCUGAGAAAGAGGAACAAGGCUUUGAAAAAAAUGAAACACCUGUUCGAGAAGCAGGGAGAUACAAUUACGGAGGUUGAAAAAAAUUAAAUAAAAUCCUUCCAGAAAAACAUGUACCCCAAAGACCUUCCGUUCCAUGUGGACUGGAACGCAGAGCUUCCUGCCAACAUCAGUGUUCCCAGAGUGGAUCUCCACAGCCUGAUCUUGGAUUUUUCUGCAGUCUCUUUUCUGGAUAUCUCAGCUCUUAAGGGACUCAAAAUGGCUCUCAAGGAGUUCAUACGUGUUGAUGUGGACGUUUACAUCGCGUCAUGCGACGCGUGCAUAUUGGAGAAACUCCACAGCUGCUUGUUCUUUGACGAUGACAUUCCGACUUCCAUGUUCUACCCAACCAUACAUGACGCCAUGCUGCAUGUGAUCCACAAACACAACAUGGAAACAAAAACAAAAUUGGAAGUAAAACAAAAAUUCAAACGAUGCAUUUGUAAUUAAAUGAAAAGCACAUGUCAUCAGUAAAACAAAAUACGCUGACAAAUAUAAAUGUGUGAUUUCAGGUAAUGGGUACCCGUCUGUAGAGGAACAACAUUGGUUCAAACCAGAAAGUCAUGCUGCACUCAACUCAUCUUUUUAUACCAUCAAUAUACUUACCCUAGAAUAGGCCUUUUACACUUAUUAAACACAUUUUAAAUUCAGUUUUACUAAAUAAGAAACAAGUACAGGCAUACAGUAUUAUACUUACAAAACAAGCAGUUACGCAACACCAUUUCUUGUCACUGCAUCUUCCUGCUGAAAAAUGUUGCGUGAACGGACUUGUUAGACAGCGCCCUCUGCUGGAUUCAUAGCUGCAGCACUGUUUUCCAGUGCCUGUAGCACUGUCAAACCACCCACGUUCUCACUAAGUUAUUAUAAGAAAAUACUUAUUUACAAUUUAAAGCAGACAAACGAAAGCUGCAAAGAAUGAAUUAAUAAUUUUAUAAAAGGAGUUUAAGAAACCAUUAUUUCUGUAUUAAAUCCAAACUUAAAUGCAUACGUACAGAUACAUCCAAACAGAUGGUUCAAGUCCUGACCUGGAUCCGAACUUGUGGCAAGAGUUGAAGACCAGCUUGAAGGCGAAGAAACCAAACAUGACCCAGCUUGAGUGUUUCGCCUAGGAAGAAUGGGCCAUUUUCCGAGAGCAGACAUGCAGGAAGCAUCUGGAAGUAGUCCUACAAAACUACAAAUGCACUCGAGAGCACAGACCUCUACCAGGUGUCCAUCAAUAACAAUCCUGAAAGACGAGAGUGAUCUAGACCAGCACCAAAAUGUAAUCACAUGUUUUUUAUUCAAUUUCUGACAUAUCCUGAAUGUUUCAUUAAAAUUAGCGCAAACCUUUUUGCUUUAUGUUGCCAAUUAAAAAAUUGAAAACAAACCCGGUGGAGGUAAUUUAUGGAAAGAUAUAUGCAAUUGCCUUGUCCAUGUUAGUUUUGUCUGUUGCUUGCAAACAGGCUACAUAGUUCACUCUCUUCAUCAAUCUCAGCAGCUGAGCGUAUUUGUGGCGGAAUUAAAUG